Helianthus annuus (common sunflower) is the source of this 1955-nucleotide messenger RNA. RefSeq names its product methylcrotonoyl-CoA carboxylase beta chain, mitochondrial. The transcript is spliced from 10 exons. The record is from RefSeq and is a predicted model, not a curated record. NCBI's taxonomy places the organism in Eukaryota, Viridiplantae, Streptophyta, Magnoliopsida, Asterales, Asteraceae. Bases 98 to 1843 code for a protein of 581 amino acids. Gene Ontology annotation, molecular function: methylcrotonoyl-CoA carboxylase activity. Gene Ontology annotation, biological process: L-leucine catabolic process. Gene Ontology annotation, cellular component: methylcrotonoyl-CoA carboxylase complex; mitochondrion.
CAAAACGACUUCUUCCGUGUCGUUCUUAUCAUGCCCACUGCCGCGUGUCUUACAUAUAUAAAUACAUCACUCUCUUCAUACACUCAGUAAAGCUGAAAUGUUAGGGUUCUUAGUGAAAACCGUAAGAUCAACCACAAUAUCAUCGCCACGUCGAUGGCGGUUAUCUAUCAACGCCGCCGUGUUAACGCCGUCGAUCAGUCGAGAUUUUAGCUCCGGUCACAAUGUUCUCCCGGAUGGUAUCGAUCGGACCUCCGAUUCGUUUAUUCAAAACAGUACAAAAAUGGAGUCAAUAAUGGCGCAACUUCAGUCUCGCAUUCGUCAGGUUGCAGAAGGUGGAGGUGAGGAAGCUGUAAAGAGGCAUAGAAGUAGGAACAAAUUGCUUCCUAGAGAGAGAAUCGAUCAGUUACUGGAUUCUUCUUCUUCGUUCCUUGAGCUUUCUCAGCUUGCAGGCUACGAGUUAUACGACGAGCCUCUACCAUCUGGUGGUAUAAUCACCGGGAUAGGACCAGUGCACGGAAAACUUUGUAUGUUUAUAGCAAAUGAUGCUACAGUCAAAGGGGGGACUUACUACCCCGUUACGGUUAAAAAACAUCUUCGAGCUCAAGAAAUUGCAGCGAAUUGCAGAUUACCAUGUAUAUAUCUUGUUGAUAGCGGUGGGGCUUUUCUUCCAAAACAAGCUGAGGUUUUUCCUGAUAAAGAGCAUUUCGGUAGAGUAUUUUAUAAUGAAUCGAUUAUGUCAUCAGAAGGCAUUCCCCAAAUUGCUCUAGUAUUAGGUUCUUGCACAGCAGGUGGGGCCUACAUACCCGCAAUGGCUGAUGAAAGUGUUAUGGUCAAAGGAAAUGGUACCAUAUUUCUAGCGGGACCUCCACUUGUGAAGGCUGCUACAGGGGAGGAAGUGUCUUCUGAAGAUUUAGGGGGUGCAGAUGUUCAUUGUAAGAUAUCAGGUGUUUCAGACUAUCUUGCACAAGAUGAACCGCAUGCGCUCUCUAUAGGAAGGAAUAUUGUUAAAAACUUACACACAGCUGGAAAUGAAGGAAUGGUGAACGGUUUUCAAUGCACUAUUUCUGAUUACAAAGAGCCAGUUUAUGAUGUCAACGAGCUUCGGUCAAUCGCACCAACAGAUCUAAAACAGUCAUUUGACAUUCGGUCAAUUAUUGCCCGCAUAGUUGACGGAAGUGAAUUUGAUGAAUUCAAACAAUUGUAUGGCACUACCCUUGUAACCGGAUUUGCUAGAAUUCAUGGACAGCCUGUUGGAAUAUUGGGAAACAAUGGAGUGUUAUUUAAUGAAUCCGCUCUAAAAGGAACCCACUUUAUUGAAUUAUGUUCUCAACGUAAUAUCCCAUUGGUGUUUCUUCAAAAUAUUACAGGAUUCAUGGUUGGAUCGAAAUCAGAAGCUAACGGUAUAGCAAAAGCCGGAGCAAAGAUGGUGAUGGCUGUUUCUUGUGCAAAGGUACCUAAAAUUACUAUCGUUGUUGGUGCAAGCUUUGGUGCUGGGAAUUAUGCAAUGUGCGGGCGGGCAUAUAAUCCAGACUUUAUGUUCUUCUGGCCGAACGCCAAAAUCGGCGUCAUGGGUGGUCCUCAGGCGGCUGGUGUGAUGUCUCAGAUAGAAAAGAGCAAGGUGAAAAAAGAGGGAAUUCAGUGGUCAAAGGAAGACGACGAUAAAUUCAAGGGGAAAUUUAUCGAAGCAUACGAUAGAGAAAGCAGUGCAUAUUAUUCAACAGCAAGAUUAUGGGAUGAUGGGAUAAUUGACCCUGCUGACACCCGAAAGAUCUUGGGACUUUGCAUCUCUGCUUCUAGAAAUCGCCCCACACAAACUACUAAAUUUGGUGUAUUUAGAAUGUAAACAUGUUUUACAUGAAUUGGUUAUGGCCGAUGAAACUUCUUUUAACAUAAUCUUCAUAAGAUAAUGCCAUUUAAAGGGGUUUCUUCAAGCGCCCCAAAUUGUCGUAUGAAAA